UGUGUUCUACCGGCCCGGGCGAGCACGUGGGGGAGCCACCGGAGCGGCGCGCGGCGGGGCCGGGCGGCCGGGGUGGGGGGCGGCGGGCGGCGGCGCCGCCAGGGCUCUGCAUCCCGACGCUCGCCGCGGAGCGGUGUAGUUGCGUCCAGCCUGCAGGAUGGCCAUCCAGCUCCGCGCUCUCUUCCCCUUGGCAGUGCCUGGCAUGCUUGCACUCCUUGGCUGGUGGUGGUUCUUCUCUCGAAAGAAAGAGCACAAUAGCGCCCCCGCCAUACCAGAGGAGGCGGGCGCUGUGACGUUGGGCACCGCACCUGCCCCCAAGGAGGAGACUUUCCCAGGCGGGGACCCGGGCCCUCCGGUGGCAUCCACCCCCCUCAGGGUUAGUCUGCCGCCCGAGAAGGAGCUGUCCCCGGUGGGCAAGCCAGCGGUGGAGCCCCCCGCCCUGCUGCGGGCACAGCCAGUCUGCCGCCGGUCCGAGUCCUCGGGCAGCCUUCCCAGCACCACUGACCCGCGACUUCGCCCUGGGAUCCGGAAGGACGAUGGCGCGCAGGUGGGGCUGGCCCCGACGGGGGACGAAGCCAAGCCAGUUCCUCAGGAGUGUCACCUUCCAGCCCCCAGGGCAGUCUCGUUCCCCCACGAAGCCGCAGAGAUGUGCAAGCGGGAGUCCCUGCUGAGCAGGACUUCAGGGCAGGGCCGGCAAAGCCAGGCUGGGGCCCAGGCAGAGAAGCACGGCGCCGGGGAGAAGGCGCGCGAGAGGGCUGAGGGCACGGGUGACGCAGCCGCCGCGCCGGGAGACAGCGUGCUGGAAGAAGGGCUGUUGAGUUCGGAGUAUGGCCCCGAGUUGCAGAGCAGCAGGGGUCGCGCCCCUUCAGGAGGUGGGGGAGAGCGAGGGCCGAGCGGCCCACCCUCAGGAAAUGGAAGGAAGGUGUGCACCCACGCAGCUGAGCUGGGGAAGGAGGAAGAGGCGACGCGCGCGGAGCCGAGCCAGGCUGAGAGCCCUGCACUGCCCGGCAGAGGUGGCAGGACCCGGGACAGAGAUGCGGUGGCCGGGAAGCUGGACCCUGAGAAGGCCUUGGAUCAGAAUGAGGCCAUCGAGCAGGCUGCUUUGCAGUUAAUCUCCAAAGUGAUCUUGGGAGCAACGGAAGAAGUGCUGGCCACGACCGUGGGUAAGAUCGCAGGCCGCCUGGGCCAGGCCCCUGCCAGCCAGUGUCCAGGGCAGGAGGAGAGAGGUGCACCCGGGGGCCAGCAGAUAGCCGCACGCCCGGCACAGCCGGCCCUGCCUUCACCAGCCCCAGCGGGAGAGGACGCGCCACUUCCAAAGACCUAUGUGAGCUGCCUGACCAGCCCUCUGUGCAGCCCCACCAAGGACAAGAAGCCAAAGACCUCCGCACACCACCUCUCCCUGACACCCUGCCUGCCCCCGGCCACCCCUCCGGGAGAGCUGCUUGGCGAGGCGAGCGUCCCAGUGGAAGAUCCGGGCUGUGUCCCUUGCACUUACGACAGCAGCCAGGCUGGUCCCUCCAUGGCCUCCAGGCAAUCCUCAGAUUCUGCCAGCACUUUGGGGCAGGAAGACUCUUGUCCAGAAACCAGCUCCAGCCCCCGGGAAAAGGCCAGCACACCACCGCUGCCCGAAAGUACUGUGCCCUUCAGCAAUGGGGUGCUCAAGGGCUUGUCGGACCUGGGGACUGAGGACGGAUGGCCCCCGGACGCCGAGGCGGAUCACUCGGGAGGCUCGGACGGGAACAGCAUGGAUUCCGUGGACGGCUGCUGUGGCCCCAGGAAGACGGAUGAUUUCCAGAGUGCCCAGACAGGCUCCAGCCCGCAGAAGGUCGACCUCAUCAUCUGGGAGAUUGAGGUGCCAAAGCACCUAGUUGGUCGACUAAUUGGCAAGCAGGGGCGCUAUGUGAGUUUUCUGAAGCAAACAUCUGGUGCCAAGAUCUACAUCUCAACCCUGCCGUAUACCCAGAACGUCCAGAUCUGCCACAUAGAAGGCUCUCAGCAUCACGUGGACAAAGCACUGAACUUGAUUGGGAAGAAGUUUAAGGAACUGAACCUCACCAACAUCUAUGCCCCGCCACUGCCUUCACUGCCGCUGCCUUCUCUGCCGAUGACUUCCUGGCUCAUGCUUCCUGACGGCAUCACGGUGGAGGUGAUCGUGGUCAACCAGGUCAAUGCCGGGCACCUGUUCGUGCAGCAGCACACGCACCCGACCUUCCACGCGCUGCGCAGCCUGGAUCAGCAGAUGUACCUCUGCUACUCCCAGCCCGGCAUUCCCACUCUGCCCACCCCUGUGGAAAUAACGGUCAUCUGCGCGGCUCCCGGCGUGGACGGUGCCUGGUGGCGAGCCCAGGUGGUGGCCUCCUACGAGGAAACCAACGAGGUUGAGAUCCGCUACGUGGACUACGGCGGCUAUAAGAGAGUGAAGGUCGACGUGCUCCGGCAGAUUCGGUCUGACUUUGUGACCCUGCCAUUCCAGGGAGCAGAGGUUCUUCUGGACAGCGUGAUGCCGCUGUCAGAUGACGAUCAUUUUUCACCGGAAGCUGAUGCGGCGAUGAGUGAGAUGACGGGAAAUACAGCACUGCUGGCUCAGGUGACAAAUUACAGUGCGACUGGUCUUCCUCUGAUUCAGUUAUGGAGUGUGGUUGGAGAUGAAGUGGUGUUGAUAAACCGGUUGCUGGUGGAGCGAGGACUUGCUCAGUGGGUGGACAGCUACUACGCGAGCCUUUGACCCCUGGUCCUUCACAGCCAAUUCUUGUCUUUUUUGCACUGUUGAAAUUGGGCUUGGUACUCAAGGCAAAGAUUUACAUCCUAAUUACAAGCCUUGUCCUCCCCAGAGAGUUCUUUUCUUAAAAAAGAAAAA
Sorex fumeus (smoky shrew) is the source of this 2857-nucleotide messenger RNA. It is a transcript of the gene AKAP1, whose product is annotated as A-kinase anchoring protein 1. The transcript has 11 exons. The record is from RefSeq and is a predicted model, not a curated record. Lineage: Eukaryota; Metazoa; Chordata; Mammalia; Eulipotyphla; Soricidae. Bases 158 to 2725 code for a protein of 855 amino acids. Gene Ontology annotation, molecular function: RNA binding.